CCAACUCAUUCAAUAAAGCAAAGACUCUCCAUACAAGAUUACAAGGGAAGAGAGAGAGAGAGAGAGAGACCCCCUGAAUUCCGGGGCUAUAUCAAUUUCAAGCUGUCUCACUAUCUCUGCUAAACCAAAGGAUUACUGGGUUUUUUUUUUUUUUUGUUUUGUUACAAGCUAUAUAAUUUAUAUAUACCUACCAAUUAGAAGCAAAGAUCAUAGUAGAAAUUCAAGAUCCAAUUUUUAAUUUGCCAAUCCGGAAAGGAUACUUGGUAGAAAGAUGACAGCUUUGCUACAGUGGCAAAGAGGGUGAAUGAGUAGGAAUCAUGUGAUCUAUGCUUCUACACUGAUUCUACUUUCUCACUAUAUUCUUCUCCUCUCUCUCUCUCUCUCUCAAACCCUCCUUCAUAGCACCCAAAAUUCUCACUUUUUAAUUGUUGAUUUUUUCUGGGUGUUGGGAUAUUUUUCUUGUUAAGGUUCCUUCUUGAUGUUCAAUGGCUGCAAGUGCUUCAAGGUUCAUCAAAUGUGUGACUGUUGGUGAUGGGGCUGUUGGCAAGACUUGUAUGCUUAUUUGCUACACCAGUAACAAAUUCCCCACUGACUAUAUUCCAACUGUAUUUGAUAACUUCAGUGCAAAUGUAGUAGCUGAAGGAACUACAGUCAACCUAGGACUUUGGGAUACUGCUGGACAAGAAGAUUACAACAGAUUGAGGCCCUUGAGCUAUCGAGGAGCCGACGUGUUUGUUCUAGCGUUUUCAUUAGUCAGUCGUGCAAGCUAUGAAAACAUACUCAAAAAGUGGAUCCCCGAACUUCAACAUUUUGCUCCCGGUACUCCAGUGGUUCUGGUUGGCACGAAACUAGAUCUUCGUGAGGAUAAGCAUUACCUAGCGGAUCAUCCUGGACUAGUUCCCGUGACCACUGCACAGGGAGAGGAGCUCCGCAAACAAAUUGGUGCUGCCUACUAUAUUGAAUGCAGCUCUAAAACUCAACAGAAUGUGAAAGCGGUUUUUGAUGCUGCGAUCAAGGUUGUUAUCAAGCCACCGCAGAAACAAAGUGAGAAGAAGAAGCCACGUCGAGGAUGUUUUGUAAAUAUUCUGUGUGGUCGAAAGCUCGUCCAUUGAGGCGUUGUGUUUGCAGUGUAGAGGCCUUGGCGUGAUGAUUCAUCAACCCUGUCGAUUUUCUACCAGUUUUUAAUUAUUUAUUUCAGCUUAUUAUAUACAUAGAUAGAUCAUAUCAUAGCUGAAGAUACAACCUAUGAGGUCCAUGAAACUUGAUUGCUAAAAGCUCAUCUAAUGAAUGUUUAAGCCUUUCUCUUCUGUGCUGAAAA
This is a messenger RNA of Ipomoea nil (Japanese morning glory), 1318 nucleotides long. Its product is annotated as rac-like GTP-binding protein ARAC8. NCBI's taxonomy places the organism in Eukaryota, Viridiplantae, Streptophyta, Magnoliopsida, Solanales, Convolvulaceae. The record is from RefSeq and is a predicted model, not a curated record. The coding region runs from base 486 to 1112 and encodes 208 amino acids. Gene Ontology annotation, cellular component: cytoskeleton; cell cortex; cell projection. The transcript has 8 exons. Gene Ontology annotation, molecular function: protein kinase binding; GTPase activity; GTP binding. Gene Ontology annotation, biological process: small GTPase-mediated signal transduction; regulation of actin cytoskeleton organization; establishment or maintenance of cell polarity.